Punica granatum (pomegranate) is the source of this 1200-nucleotide messenger RNA. The record is from RefSeq and is a predicted model, not a curated record. Lineage: Eukaryota; Viridiplantae; Streptophyta; Magnoliopsida; Myrtales; Lythraceae.
UGGAAGAAGACGACGACGAGUCGGGCAGCUGACAUUAGCGGAGAUGGCUGCUUCGGUGGGAGAAGAACCGGCGGAAGAAGGAGAAGUGGUGGCGAAGCUGGGGUCAUAUGGCUGGGAGGUUCGGCUGUUGGUCGGCGGAGGAGAGGAAGAGUCGGAGGCGGCGGCGGCGGAGACGAUGCUUCUGUGGGGAAUACAGCAGCCGACACACUCUAAACCCAACGCCUAUGUGGCGCAGUCUUCUCUGACACUUGCCCUCGAAGCUUGCGGCCACUCCCUCUCCAUCCUUCAGUCCCCUUCUUCUCUUGGGACUCCAGGAGUGACUGGAGCGGUGAUGUGGGACAGCGGGGUUGUUCUUGGCAAAUUCCUAGAGCAUGCUGUGGAUUCCGGGAAACUUGUCCUUCAAGACAAGAAGGUUGUUGAACUAGGCUCUGGAUGUGGACUUGUUGGCUGCAUUGCAGCUCUUUUGGGUGCACGCGUUAUUCUGACAGACCUGCCUGAUAGACUAAGACUUCUGAAGAAGAAUGUAGAGACCAAUCUAAGAUAUGGCAAUAUGCGGGGUUCUGCAACAGUCAGAGAAUUAACUUGGGGAUAUGAUCCUGAUAUAGAGUUGAUCGAACCUCUUCCUGACUAUGUGUUGGGAUCAGAUGUUAUCUAUAACGAGGAAGCCGUCGUGGAUUUGUUGGAUACGCUGAUGCAACUUUGUGGAACCCAAACAACUAUCUUUUUAGCAGGGGAACUUCGAAAUGACACUGUCCUUGAAUACUUCUUGGAAGCUGCGAUGAAGGAUUUCGUUAUCGGGCGUGUGCCCCAGGAGCAAUUCCACCCAGAUUAUAGAAGCCGCCGAGUUGUGAUGUAUGUACUCAUAAAGAAGCGAAACCAGCUGACAUGACAUUUCUCAAUGCAAGUCCGAGAAGAUUAAGCAUGAAGACUGUGCUCAAAGAGAACAUUCUCCCUGGACGAUCUCACCUGUGGUCGAGAUACUGAACUCUUGUUGUUAUUGAGGUCACACUAUAUUCUGUUUUAGGAAUUGGAUGAUCUAUGCUGCGUCCAGAUGUUGGAUUAUCAAGCUGUAAUUAAGAUGUCGUACUUGGAAGAGAUCGAGUUUUUUCAUAGGAAACUUGGGCAAAUUAAUCAAGCUAUGCUAUGAAGUAUAACGAUGUUAGCAUUUCAUUAUGAACUGAGACCAGACCUUGAAUGUUU